ACAAUGACCCGGAAGUGAUCCAACGCCACUCACAUGUGGACGGGCACUUUAACACUGACGGGAACGUGCUCGGUGAUGUUGUUGUCAUCCAUCCCGGACGAUCCGGCGAUGAGUUUCUGAUUCGCGGUUACACGGAAUUUAUAAAGCGUUAAAAAAAAAAAAAAAUCAAAACUAAACUGUGCACGUGUUCCCGAGACGUGUUCGCGGCUGCACCCUGUGCACGCGCGGCUAAAUGACGGCAUGGAGACUCUGGAGCUGAGCCUGGCAUCCCUGGCCACGAUUUCCAGACACGUCGAAAAAAGUCACGGCGAGCUCAGCAAGUAUUUAACGAAGCAGAUAUGGAGCCAGCAGGACAGACAAGCCAUCCUGUGCUGUUUGACUCAGCUCCUGAUAGAGAAGGAGUACACGCUCCUGAUCGCUCGGCACCUGCGGCCGCUCGUGCUCGACCUGCUAGAGAGGAACGCCGAGCGAAUCAAGAAGGACGUUCGCCUCAACCACGACCUCCACGAGAGACUGUGUGUAGCGCUCAGCAAGCUCCUCAGUGUCAGCCCCGAUGCUCAGGCGUUUGCGGCGAGGUACUUCACCAGCGCGCCGCCCGUCUUUCAGAGACUCUUCUUCACCAGCGAAGAGGCCGCCUCUAUCCACUACGGCCCCAGGCGCAUGAAGCUGCGUGACCUGAUGGGGGCCACCCUCCGCUUCCUGCAGAGCGACUGCGAGAAGUUCCGCGUGCUGUGGGACUGGAGCGCCUGCAUCUCGCAGCUGCUCACGAGUGACGUCAUGGUCCGAGGUUACACAGCGCAGUGCCUUGCUUUGGUGUCCCACAUGACCGACAACCAGAAAACAAUCUUCCUGAGGAAGGUUCUGUCCAGUGACGAGAUUCUGCAUCUAAAAAUGAAGUCGCUAGAGGAGACUCAGCAGCUGGAGGUUGAGAGAGCUCUGGUUUUAGCCAAUCAGGGCUCUGUGAUGUGGCAGUUGGAAAAAGGAAAUAAGCUCACCAAGGGGCAGAUGGGGUCAGGAGACCUGUCGCAGGGCAUCACCGCUGUGUGCGGUGUGAUCUUAGCCAGACUGACGCCUCGACAGGAAGAGCAGACGUCUUUGAAAACCCUGGUGCUGGUGGAUUCGACGUGUCGAAACCUCCGGCGGCUCGCCAUGGCCGUCGCGUCCCAGAGGCCCGUUCUUCUGGAAGGACCUAUCGGAUGUGGGAAAACAGCUCUGGUCGAAUAUCUAGCAGCCGCUACGGGCCACGUCAAAUCCCCCAACAUCCUCAAGGUUCAGCUGGGAGAUCAGACAGACAGCAAAAUGUUGCUUGGGAUGUACAGAUGCACAGACAUCCCUGGCAAGUUCGUGUGGCAGCCCGGAUCCCUGACUCAGGCCGUAUCCAAGGGUUACUGGAUCCUCCUGGAGGAUAUCGAUCACGCACCGUUGGAUGUGAUAUCCGUGCUGCUGCCGCUGAUGGAGAACAAGAAGCUGACCAUCCCAGGCCGGGAGGACUGCAUUCAGGUCGCUCCAGGCUUCCAGUUCUUCGCUACGAGACGGAUCUUCUACAGCGGUGGAGUGUGGCACCGGCCUCAGAGCACCCACGCUGCUCUACUAGACAAGUACUGGAACAAGCUGCAGAUUGGGAAUAUGACCAGAGAGGAACUCAAACAGGUCGUGCUAGAUAAGUUCCCUAACUUGGCUGUGGUGGUGGAUCGAUUACUGGACAUUUAUUGUCAGCUGACCGGCGACAAACACCACGUCGCUGUCGCUGCUUCUGGCCCACAGAACCCAAGUGAGGACCGAACCACCAUGCUGGAAGGCCGAGGACUCUCUCUGAGGGAUUUGCUGAAGUGGUGUGAGAGAAUAUACGUGAACUUCGACAGCUCCUCCUCGAACACGGCGCAGAACGUCUUCCUGGAGGCCCUCGACUGCUUCACCGCCAUGCAGUCCAAAGCAGAGAGCCGCCUGAAGUUGGCCGAGGUCAUCGGCAGCAAGCUCAACAUCUCCAAAGAGAAGGCUCAGCACUUCUGUCAGAUGUACCAGCCUGCCAUCAGUAUCACGGAGCUGGAGGUGACGGUAGGACGCACCAUGCUGCUGCGGAAACAGAGCGACGCCGUGCGCCUCGACGUAGAUAAGCAAACGUUCGCGGCUACACGUCCCUCCUCCGUGCUUCUGGAGCAGCUGGCUGUGUGCGUCACGAAAGGCGAGCCCGUGUUGUUGGUUGGCGAGACGGGCACAGGGAAGACCUCCACCGUGCAGUAUUUAGCUGGAUUAACAGGACACAAGCUGCGUGUGAUCAACAUGAACCAGCAGAGCGACACCGCUGAUCUCCUGGGAGGGUACAAACCCGUGGAUCAUAAGCUCAUCCUGUUGCCCCUGCGUGAGGCGUUUGAGGAUCUGUUCUCUCAGACGUACUCCCGCAAGCAGAACAUAACCUUCCUGGGUCACGUGCAGACCUGCUUCCGAGGGAAACGCUGGCAGGACCUGCUCAAGCUCAUGGACCACGUGUGCAAGUCGGCCCUCACCAAGGAGCUGCAGGACAAGCCUAAUGCUGCGUUGCUGCAGCAGCAGUGGGAGGCACUCGCUCUCAGACUCAGCCAGACUCAGGAGCAGAUCCGAGCUCGGGAAUCGGCACUGGUGUUUGCCUUCGUCGAGGGUACCCUGGCGCAGGCAGUCAAGAAGGGAGAGUGGAUCCUGCUCGAUGAGAUCAACCUGGCUGCAGCCGAAACCCUAGAGUGUCUGAGCGGGCUGCUAGAGGGCAGCGCCGGGUCUCUGGUGCUGCUGGACCGAGGAGAUACAGAACCCCUGGUGCGCCACUCCGACUUCCGCCUGUUCGCCUGCAUGAACCCGGCCACCGACGUAGGCAAGAGGAACCUGCCCCUGGGAAUCCGCAACAGGUUUACCGAGCUGUACGUAGAAGAGCUGGAGAGCGAGGGCGAUCUACGCGUCCUGGUCUCGGAUUACCUCAAAGGCCUUAACUUGAACAGAAGUACCAUCCAUGGAGUCAUCAGUUUUUAUUUGGCCAUUCGCAAGGAGGCGAGCUCGCGCUUGGUGGACGGCACUGGCCACAAGCCUCACUACAGUUUACGCACACUGUGCCGUGCUCUCAAGUACGUCGCCACUAACCCCUGCUACAACGUCCAACGGUCUCUCUUCGAGGGUUUUUGCUUAAGCUUUCUAACACAGCUGGACCGCAGUUCCCAUCCCGUCGUGGAGAAAUUAGUGCACCAGUACAUUCUGGGAGGAAACAUCAAGUGUCUUAAACAGCCAAUCCCGGAGCCCCGCUCCCGUGGCUGUCUGCAGAUCGAGGGCUACUGGUUGUGUCAGGGUGACAUGGACCCAGCACUGGACCCGAGCUACAUCCUCACUCCUUCUGUGCGCCUCAACCUCCGAGACCUGGCCCGCGUUGUGGCUGCUGGCAUCCACCCGGUGCUGAUCCAGGGUGAGACGUCGGUAGGGAAAACCAGCCUGGUCCGGUGGCUAGCGGCUGCCACGGGGAACCAGUGUGUGAGGAUCAACAACCACGAGCACACAGACAUCCAGGAGUACAUCGGCUGCUACUCAUCCGACGAGCACGGGAAGCUCGUCUUCAAAGAAGGCGUCCUGAUCGAUGCCAUGCGGAAGGGCUAUUGGAUCAUCCUGGACGAACUGAACCUCGCCCCCACUGACGUCCUCGAAGCCCUGAACAGGCUGCUAGAUGACAACAGGGAACUCUUCGUCGCCGAGACACAGGAAGUAGUGAAGGCACAUCCGAGAUUCAUGCUCUUUGCUACCCAGAAUCCCCCAGGUCUCUACGGUGGCAGAAAGGUCUUGUCGAGGGCGUUCAGGAAUCGCUUUGUGGAGCUGCAUUUUGACGAGUUACCCAGCGAAGAGCUGGAGACCAUCCUUCACCAGCGCUGCAGCCUUCCUCCAUCUUACUGCACCAAACUGGUCAAAGUCAUGCAGAACCUUCAGUCUUUGCGACGUGGGUCCAGCGUGUUCGCCGGGAAGCACGGUUACAUCACCCUCAGAGAUUUGUUCCGAUGGGCCGAGCGCUAUAGACUGGAAGAGCAGACCGACUCGUCACGUGACUGGCUGCAACAUCUAGCCGACGACGGGUACAUGCUGCUGGCGGGCCGGGUCCGUAAGCCAGAGGAGGCUUUAACCAUCCAGAACGUUCUGGAAAAGCACUUUAAGAGGACGGUAAACCCAGAUGCACUGUUCUCUGAGGCUCAGGUCAACACCCAGUUCAGUCCGUUUGUGGCCAGCCUUGCUGGCAUGCCUGAGGAGUUUGGUCAUGUGGUUUGGACCCAAGGCAUGAGGAGGCUUGCCGUGCUGGUGGGUCGUGCGCUCCGUUUUGGAGAGUCCGUCCUGCUGGUGGGCGACACCGGGUGUGGUAAGACCACAAUAUGCCAGCUGUUUGCUGCUCUGGCUGGACUGAAGUUUUUCGCUGUGAAUUGCCACCUGCACAUGGAGACGUCCGACUUCUUGGGCGGUUUACGGCCGGUCCGGCACAUUGGAACGGGCCAGGCGGAUGCUGAAGAUGGCCGUUUGUUCGAAUGGCGCGAUGGACCCCUGGUGCUUGCUAUGAAACAGGAAGGAGUGUUUUUGAUGGAUGAGAUCUCACUGGCUGACGACUCCGUGUUGGAGAGACUCAAUAGCGUAUUGGAGACGGAGAAAUCUCUGGUCCUGGCAGAGAAAGGCAGCAGUGAUGACGACGACGUCGAGCUCAUCAUCGCCGGGAAGAAAUUUCGACUGGUUGCGACUAUGAACCCCGGUGGAGAUUUCGGCAAGAAAGAGCUUUCCCCAGCAUUGAGGAACAGGUUCACUGAGAUCUGGUGUCCUCAGUCUAACAGCCGCGGUGAUCUGAUGAAGAUCGUCCAGCACAACUUGCGAGCGGGGCUUUCUUUAGACCAGCAUGACCACCAAGGCAAGGACGUCGCCGAGGUCAUGUUGGACUUCAUAGACUGGCUGACCAAUCAGGAGUUUGGGAGGCGAUGCAUCCUAAGCGUAAGGGACAUCCUGUCUUGGGUGGACUUCCUGAAUGCCGUGUGCGAGAAGGACGAGGAUCGAGAUGAGAGCAGCUUCAUGGGUCUGGAGGAGAUAGAGGAGCCGGAGUGGGACCAGAGGCUGGACACGGUCACUGCCUUCAUCCACGCCGCCUGCCUCGUUUACAUCGACGGCAUCGGAUCAGGGACAACAGUCUCAGCAGCAGAGAACGUCGCGGCGGCGAGGAAGGCGUGUCUGGCUUUUCUGGAGACGAAGCUACGCAGGAUCACUAAGCUAGACGAGAAGAUGCAGGAGGCUCUGAGGGUUUACGACACCAGCCUGGUCAGAGAGUCACGCUGGGGGGACGACUUCUUCGGCAUCGAGCCCUUCUACGUCGUGGCUGAUCCCGAGAGCGAAAGCCGCGGUCUGUUAGACUACGCCCUCGGUGCAGGCACGACAGCGAUGAAUACCAUGAGGAUCUUGCGUGCGCUGAAGCUCCAGAGACCCAUCCUGCUGGAGGGUUCACCCGGAGUGGGCAAGACCAGUCUGGUGGCCGCGCUUGCCAAGGCCUCUGGGAACCAGCUCGUCAGAAUCAACCUCUCUGAGCAGACAGAUGUUACAGACCUGUUUGGAACUGACCUUCCAGUGGAGGGCGGUAAAGGAGGAGAGUUUGCUUGGCGUGACGGUCCUCUCCUUGCUGCUCUAAAGGCCGGACAUUGGAUUGUACUAGAUGAGCUGAACCUGGCCUCUCAGUCGGUGUUGGAGGGUCUGAACGCCUGCUUCGAUCACCGAGCAGAAAUCUACAUCCCGGAACUGAGCAUACGUUUCCAGGUCCGGCAUGAGAAAACCAAGAUCUUUGGCUGCCAGAACCCCUUCACACAAGGAGGCGGUCGCAAAGGCCUGCCCAAGUCCUUCCUCAACAGGUUUACUCAGGUGUACGUGGACCAGCUCAGCAGUGAAGAUAUGCAGUUCAUUGGUAACUCCAUCUUUCCAAACAUCAGUGAGCAGAUCAUCUCUAAAAUGGUUCAGUUCAGCAACAAGCUUGUGACCGAGGUGGCAGUAGAGAGAAAAUGGGGUCAGAAAGGAGGACCGUGGGAGUUCAACCUGCGAGACCUGUUCCGUUGGUGUCAGCUGAUGCAAGCCGACCAAUCACCAGCCUUCUAUAACCCGGGCCAGCACGUCGGACUGGUGUACGCGGACCGGAUGCGAACGGAAGCAGAUAAGGCUCAGGUGCUGUCUGUCUUCAGGAAGGUGUUCGCUGAAGAUUUCGAGCCUCACUUAGGCUCCAGGCAGUUCCAUAUCACUCCUCUAAAUCUGCAGGUGGGCUCGUCAGUCCUUCAGCGCAGCGGCGGAGCCCCUGUGGUCUUGGAUCCUCCCCUGUCGAUCACUCAUCAAGCUCUGCGUCCGCUGGAGUCCUUAAUGAAAUGCGUGAAGAUGGGCUGGAUGGCUAUACUGGUGGGCCCCAGCGCCAGUGGGAAGAGCAGUCUGGUGCACCUGCUUGCCUUGCUGACCGGACACAGGCUCAGGGUGAUGGCUAUGAACAGCGCCAUGGACACUACCGAACUGCUGGGCGGGUUUGAACAGGUGGAUAUCAUCCGACCAUGGCAGCAGGUCUUGGAGAGCAUGGACUACGUGGUGGCCAUGGUGACACGGCGCGGGCUGAUGUCUCUGGACGGAGGGGUCCAGGACACAGAGUUCCUUCUGAGCACCUGGAGCACGUUCCGCCGCUGGCUGAAGGACGAGGGACUCGACACGGCUGACGGCACGGUGACGUUCGAGGCCCUGAACAAGCUAGAGGUCAUCAUCGUGCUGCUACACAAACUCAACACCAAGCUCAAGGUCUUCACAGACAUGUCGAAGCUGCAGAUGGACUUCACCCUUCUGAAGGAGCGCUUGGCGCAGAUGGAGGACGGUUGGAGUCACGGCGGUUUCGAAUGGCUGGAUGGCACGUUGGUCCAGGCACUGCAGGCUGGAGACUGGCUACUCAUGGACAACGUCAACUUCUGCAGCCCGUCUGUGCUGGAUCGUCUGAACGCUCUUCUGGAGCCUGGCGGGUCUUUGACCAUCAAUGAGCGCGGGGUCAUAGACGGCACAACGCCGAGCAUCACGCCGCACCCUAACUUCAGGCUAUUCCUCACCAUGGACCCCACGCAUGGGGAGAUCUCCCGCGCCAUGAGGAACCGCGGCGUGGAGAUCUACGUCCCGGGAGAGAACGAGGGAGCGUGUUGGGACUCGCUGGACCUGAAGACGAUCUUGCACACUCUGGGCGUGACCGGAGAUUGCGUGUGCGACCUGCUGAUGACCGUUCAUUCCGAGAUCAAGUCGGCCAUCUGGGAUUCGCCGGCGUCCUCCGUGUCAUCUCUGCUGCAUGCGGCGGCGCUGUUGUCCGGUCAGCUGCAGAGAGGUGUAGACCUGCCCAGCGCCCUCCUGCAGGCGUGUGGGGAAGCGUACGCCCUCUGUCAGCGCACCUCUGCCAACCAAAAGCUCGCUCAGGAGCUGAUAGAGAGGCAGUUGGCGGUGUUAGACUCGGAAGAAUGGGGUAGUGGACUGGUGUGUGCAGGCGUGUGGCCGGAUCGAGUGCCUUCUGCGCUGCAGUCCACAGAAGAUUCGUGCUUUUCCAGCGUCCAGAGGGACGGCCAGGUCCUCCUCUACUGUCUGAACACGCUCAGCCUGCACAGCAAGAGGAGUCGCCCGCUGAUCCUGACUGACUUGCAGAGGGCGAUGCAGAGCGCUGCAGCACUGGAAACCCUGCAGUUUCCUCCAGAAGGCGGCAGUGCAGGUGACAGGAUCAGGGACGCCCAGCAGCUCCUCCCCACGGCGGUGCGGAUCCUGACCGAGGGAGCCUCCCACAGCGACUGGGUCCUGCGUACAAGCUGGCUCUCGCACCUCGCCAAAAGCUACAAACACGUACCAGAAGCCGCGCUGAUACAGAUGGAGGCGGGGAAUCAGGCUCUCAAAGCAGUCUUCAACAGCAAGCUCGUCGGCAAGGGCAAAUACCUGACCGAGCACCUUCAACCCCACAGCACGGAUGACUACAGGAUCCUGGUAGACAUGCGCUGGAACAAGCAGUACCUGGACAUCCUGGCGAACACCUGUAACUUUGAGGACGAGGAGCGGUGUAUGGAGUUUAUGGAAGCUCUGUAUGCCGUCGCCAACAGGCUCAUAAUACUGAUGGACCGAGAGGAGAGAGCAGCUAUAUGCAGCAGCACAGGAAAUACAUCACCCAGUAACAGUGCGCUAAGAUUGGCCACUGCCUUUUCUAAAGGAACGGUAGAUAUUGCGCAGCUGCCCCAUCCAGUCCUGAUGCACCUGCGCUCUUUCUUUGACCUGUGGGACGCCUUCGUUCUGCAGGCCGUGCAGACGGACCAGCCGAACAUUUCGGACCACCUCAUGUUCGAGAUCUUGCAGCUGCUCCAGUGGCGAGACCGUUUCUGGAAUGUGUGUAACUCCUUGCCGGCGGACACACGCGGAGUGUGUGUGCUCUCCCUGCACUGGCAGUGGGUCCACAAACACCUGGUACUACGGCUGCCCCAGCUCCUGAUGGGCGACGGAGACUACGAAGGGCAGCAAGAGCUGCACACCAUCUCCUCAGCGAUCCAGAACACACUCUCCAGCUCCGUGUCUGUGGCACUGGCACUGAAGAGCAUCCAGAAAACCCUGGGAAAGCCUCUUCCGUUUAAGUCAGAGAGCGUGGCCGAAUGCUCCGCCCAGCUCCGCGUCUUCAGCAAGGCUUUCGAUGUCAGGGACUUGCGCCUGAACGACAGAGCGCCGUCGCUGUGGAAACAGGAAGUGGCCCGGCUGCGGGGCGUCGCCAUGAGAACAGACUGCAAGGAAGCCCUGCUUGAAGGCUGGGGUCUGGUCCUGCAGGCUAACCUUCUUCUUGAGCCGCAGAGUACCGGUGUGCUGGAGAGAUUACGUACCUGUGUGGAUCAGCAGCAGGGAUACAUGGCGUCCUUUGGCCUGCUGGAUUCGGUCUCCGAAGCCGAGAACGAGGAGGAGACGGGAUACGGCGCAGGACCGGACCGUGGGCUGUUACUGCGGCUGGCUCGCAGGGCUCAGCUCUGGCCUGUGCUGGAGGAACUCGCCAUCCUCAACCAGAUGAAAGUGACUGCGGAUCUGCUACACCAGUCUGUCACACGCAGAGGGAGUAAAAAUGAGGAGGAAGACCUUCGAAGAUCCCUGUCCAACCACCUGCGCUUCUGCAUGCAGUCCACCCCCUUGAACAUCCGUCUGCUCCAGCCACUGUGGUUCCUCCUCAGCACAGAGCGGCCUGUAGACGAGCUGUCGUUGGUGUGGUGUGAGCUGCUUUCCGAGACGCUGGCAGCGCUCUGGAGUGGCAGCGUGACCUCCGAUCCCGAUCGCUGGCUCAAAUGGAGCCCUCUGAGUCCUGAGGAAGAGACGAAGAAGAGCUUCCGAUCGCUGCUGGGGCCCUCUGAUACGGGUCCCGGCAUGUUGAGCCGAGCCGUGUGGUCCCGGUGCGUGCUGGGGGUUUUGAGCAGCAGUGAAACGGGCGGGUGCUGGGACCCAUCGGGCUCGUCCUUCCUGACCUCGUCGCGAGUGACGCUGGGCGAGUGGAGAGAGCGGAUCGGGCAACUCCAGGACCUCAGCGCCGUGCUGUGGGACAACCUGGCCAUGUCCGAACUCGCCGACUUUAGAUUAACAGACCGCAGGUUGCAGGGCCUGGUCCUGUGCCGGCAGCUGCACGCUCUCUCCGACCUGCUGUCUCCAGGGUUACAGGAGAGCUACGCAGAAUCCUGCGACGCUCUCAUCGAAGGCGACGACCCCGUCGGUGCGGCGCAGGACAUUCAGGUCGCCCUGCGAGAAGGCCUGCCCGAAAACCUUCUCCCAGAAGGCUUCCUGGACACACUGGUGACUUGCUUGACCCAGUUUUCGCACAACCGGGCGUGCGACGGUGUCCAGCUGACCCGCUCCGGGGUGUUCUGGGUGAACAUGGGCCUGCUGCAGAUCCAAGUUUGGGUUCCACAGACGAUAUUUGACCCAGCAGUAAAGCGGGCCUACAAACUCAAAUACGCACAAGACGAGCUCGCCUUACUUCAAGAUGAAUGGAAUGGGCGGAGUCUGUCAUCCCAGCUGCUCACAGGGGUGCAGCUUGAAGAGAGCAGCACCACGGAUGCCUUCCAACAUCCCCGAAUCAGGUACCUGUGGAUCCGCAUGCGACAGGUUAAAGAACAGAUCUGCGAGCUCGGGCGUAAACAGGCAUGCCGGCCCGCUGAGCCCCAGUACGGACGCCUGUACCAGGAGCUCCAGCACUACCUGUGCAGCAUCGGGCAGCCAGCAGCAGUGGGCGACCUGCUGUCACACCUGCUCAAGGCCCUGCAGGGCUCCGGCCCCAAAUCCCGCCCAGGCAUCCAAGGCCUGUUAAAGGAGGAGGCCGUGUGGCAGGCAUCACAGCAGCGUUUCUCCCAGCGCCUGGCCGACGAGUACCCGCUGUACCCGGACGUCGUGGUGCCCUUGCGCUCCGCUAUCCUGCAGCUGCAGCACGGUAUGCGUCUGCUGGCCUCACAAGUGGCGUCUACGUUGGUCGCGCUCCCAGGUCUCCCGCGCCUCGUCUCCACGCUGCUGGCUUUUCCUGCACCGCCGCUGAGCUCUGAUCUAGAGCGCUCCCAGUACCUGUGCUCUCGGACAUGCAUGGACACUCUCCGAGGACUGGAGAGGGUCCUUCCUGACACCGAGGUGACCUGCGUGGUCCCGGAGCCUGUCGUGUUACUGCUCAGCGCUCUGCUGUGUCUGCAGAGCCACGCAAUAAGUACAGGAGAGCUUGGGACAGAGGCACAGAAUCUGCUCAGACACGUGUGUCAGGCAUUGGUGAACGAGUGGGAUGAGCAGGAGAGGAGAGCGAGGGAGAAAGAGCAGAAGGAGGCCAGUUUGUAUCGCAGUCGCUCUAAACUACACGGAGGAGGCCUCAGCGAGGAGCAGCAGGAGGAGCGUGAUUUCAGGCGCACCUUCCCCACAUACCACAAAGAUUUUGCUGACAUCACAACAGAACCCAGUCUGGAGCAGCCAAUCAUUAUCGAGGAUGAUGAAGAAUGUGACGGGGAGACGGAGCCUAACGACAGCGCCGUCUUCAGAGUGUCCGGCUGCCAGAAGACUGUCGUUCAGGUGCAUCAGAAGCUGUGCCUGGCCUUCGCACAAUCGCCGUGGUACCGUCCGAAUCCACCGAGCGAUCGGAGCAAAGAACACCUCAGCACGUUGGUCUCGUCUUAUCAGAUCGCCGCACCUUUAAUAGCUCGCUUCUAUCAUCUUCUGGACUGUGAAAUGGAUCCUCAGCUGACGGGCUGUCAGCUUCUGCUCAGUUCCGUGCUACAGAACACGGUCCGGGGCUCCGGAGGUCCGGCCGGCCUAAUCCUCCAGAGCGACGGACCGUACGACUUCUACCGCGAGCCAAACAUGUGCCAGGCUCGGCUGUGCCUUCCUGCCAUCGAGCAGCUAGCCCGCGCAGUCUGCCGGCGUCUAGACGACUGGCCUGAUCACCCGGCGCUGGUGCAGAUCACUGUGGUGAUCGAGAGGAUACUAGCAUUCAGUCUGUCCAGCCCACUGGCCAAGUUCCUUAACGGGCUGGAGAUCCUGCUCAGCAAAUCACAGGACUGGGAGAAUAACGCCAGUCGCGCUGUGUCUUUGAGGAGCGAGUUGGAGCCCAUCACACAGCUCAUCAUCCAGUGGAGGAAACUGGAGCUUAACUGUUGGUCUAGCAGUCUGGAUAACGCUCUGAGGCGGCACGCGGAGAACUCGAACAAGCACUGGUUCUCCAUCUACCAGCUGAUCGAGAGAUAUCUACAGGAGAAACGGGCCGACGACAAACCCGACGUGAAGGAGUUGCUCCUGCCCUCGGUUUCAUCCACACUGCAGGGCUUCAUGGAGGGAUCCACACUGGGCGAGUUUCACACGCGCUUGGCCAUGCUGCUCGCCUUCCACUGCCACGUCCUAUUGGCUCCCAAACAAGAAGGACACGCCUCGCUGUGUAGUUUGCUGUGGAACCUCCACAAGUACUACACACAGUUCUCUGACAGCAUCCAGGCCAGAAUCACGCAGCUGAGAGCGCCCAUCGAAAAAGAACUCAAGGACUUUGUGAGGAUCUCCAAGUGGAACGACGUGAGUUUUUGGGCUAUCAAACAGUCCGUGGAGAAAACACACAGGACCCUGUUCAAGUUCGUGAGGAAGUUCGAGGCGGCGCUGUCCGGGCCGUGCGCCCCCUGGCUGGUGGAGCAGAAAAGCAGCGGCAGCACGGACAACACGGACAGCGUGGACAGGCAGCAAGAGCACACGCCGCUGCACCAGCUCCACCGCGCACUCGAGAGCGCCCUCCCUGGACGACGCAGAGACCUACAGAGCGACGGUCCAGACGAGGUCACGUCCAGCACGGAGCCCUCGUCGCUGCAGGCUCGUCUACCCUCGCUCACAAGGAAGAUGAGGAAGAUGUGUGUGCAGCUGGUGAAGAAGGCGCCGCUGCCCGAACUGUCAGAAGACCUCGACCAGUUUACAGUGGAGAUAAUUAGCAACGUUCAGGCACUGCAGAGCUUGACGGUGGACCGCUCUCUAGAGCAGGAGAGGCAAAAAGCUGAAGCGAAACAGAUCCUGCUGCAGAAACAGCGAGCUCUGGCUGACCUCUUUAAGAUGCUGGCGCAGAUCGGUCUCUCGUAUCGUAAAGGCCUGACGUGGGGUCGUAUAGCAGAUCCGGAAGAACCGCUCUUACUGCAGCCUGUAGAGAUGAGAACAACACUGGCUGCACUGAGAACACAGGAACCCACAGAAAACCUGCUGUUUACUGAGAUGAUUGGCACAUGGGACGGCUGUCAGAAAUAUUUCUACCGCUCCUGGGCCAGACGUAACGCCAUGCAAGCUGCGAUGCAGGCAGCUGUAAAGGAGCUCGGUUUGGGUAACGUGGAGCGAUGCCGGGGCUUCUCCUCUCACCUGUUCAAACUGCUGCUCAGGCAAAGGCGCCGCCUGGCCAAAAUAACGGGACACUACGCGGAUCUCAGAAGAUUGAUCGACGCCGUACAGGACGUCCGGUCUCAGACGGCCUCGGGAGAGGACGAGCAGAGCGGGCUUCCCCCUCAGGACUCUCUCUGCAGCUGGGCGGCGAAGGCGCGGACGCUGGCGCAGCAGUGCUGCGUGGCCGUGCAGCAGCUCUCCUGGGUGCUGCAGUGCUGUCCCGAGGGGUGCGAGUCCAGAGAGGGCGGGCAGGGCGAGGCCACGCUGAGCCACCCUACACCUCUGCCAGCUCACCUCCAACCUCAGGCGUGUCUAAUGAGGCGGGGCGAGGCGAGCUGGACGGAGGCCGUGAAGCACGUAGAGGCUUUGCAGAGCGAGAGCACGCAGCUGAAAGAGAGGCUUAACGCCCUGGGGCAUGAAUCUGAACAAACAGCGAUCCAAACCAGGAGGCACUUGGAGGAGUGCAGCUCAUGCGUGCACGCUUUAGGAGCACUGGCAGACCGGAUGGCGGUCCUGGAGCGCCUCUUCGACCUCGAUGGCAGCGUCGCACCUCGUUCGCAGCUGUGUCUCACACGAGGCCUGCGCGGCAUCCGGACGGAGGUGGGAACCUGCGUCAAGGAGUUCACCGCCUGGAGAUCACACCUGCGACCACUCAGAGCAUCAUCCAAACGUUCCGCCGCGCCGUUCCGGGCCGAGUUCUCCGAGGAGUUGGAGAGAACCAUAAACACGGUUCUGUGUGCCGUGCAAGGACUGGUGAAGAGGAGAGAACAGGAAGUGCAGAAAGAGGACAGCAGGAAAGAGAGCGAUUCCGAGGUGGCCGAGGAGCUUCUGAAGCCUGGACACCUGAGCCGGUUACUGGAGGAGGACUUGAGUGGAGACGUGUCGUGUCUCUCCCUGGCUGAGGUCACUGGGGUCACGGGGAGGUUGCUGGAGAGGCUGCGAUCCUACAGAGACACGUGUCCGGCACGGCACUUAGGGGAGCUGAAGGAGGCCUGCAGGAAACUGGUUCGCCUGGAGCCCAUGCUGCAUGUGUACUCGGAGCUGGUACGCUGGUACGUGGCCGUGUGUAUGGGCGCUCACCGCAGCACGGGCAAACUGCUGUCCGUCCUCGCCAGCGUCUUCACCGACCUCGCUCAGAAGGGAUUUUGUUUGCCCCAGGAGUUAACGGGCGGAGGUGACGGAGAAGGAGCUACGGAGUUCCACGACUACGAGGGCGGCGGGAUCGGAGAGGGCGAGGGCGCCAAAGAUGUCAGCGACAAGAUCGAAAACGAAGAGCAGGUCGAGGACACGUUUCAGGAAGGGCAGGAAAAGAGCGAAGAGGAGCCAGACAAGCGGGAUAUUAAAGAAGAAGACAACGCCGUCGAGAUGUCCGAGGACUUCGACGGGAAAAUGCACGACGGGGAGCCACGAGAAUCAGGUGACGAGGAGGACUCUGAUGAAGAAGAUGAGGAGCUGGAUAAGAAAAUGGGAGAUCUGGGAGAUGGGCCAACUGACACCCUGGAUGAAAGGAUGUGGGGUGACGAGGAAGAUGACGACGACGAUGACGGCAGUGACAAGGAGGACGAGUCCGGGCCGGGAAUGGACCAGGGAGCGUCCGAGCUGGUUGCCAAAGAUGACAACACAGAAGCCGGGGAGUCGAAUAAAGACAAGAAAAACAAGGACAAAGACGAUGCGAUGGACGUUGAAGAUGAGAAGGAGAAAAUCCAUGAGCAGGUAGAUGAGCGCGAGUUCGACGAGAACGAGGCGGACCCCUACCACGGUAAGCAGGAGCAGAAAGCCGAGGCAGAGGCCAUGGACCUUCCGGAAGAGCUCAACCUGGAUCAGGAUGAACAGGCAGGACAGGAUGAGGAAGGAGAAGGAGAAGACGAGGCCGAGAACCCGUACGACAUAGCGGACAAACCCAUGGAGGUGGACGAGGGAGAGGAAGGCGAGGAGACGAUGGAAGACCAGAAGGACUCUCAAGGUGAAGAAGCAGGAGAGGAACAGAACGCGGAGGAAGAGACUGGAGGGGAACAAACCGACCGAGACAAAGACUCUGAGACAGAUGAGAGAGGAGAAGAUGAAGGAGAAGGGGAUGAGGAAGAGAAGGAGAAGGGACAGGAAGAAGGUAGAGAGGAGGACAAGGCCGUCCCUGCUGAUCUGGGCCAGAAACCAAAGAACGAAGAGCAGGACGGGGAGGAGGAGGAGGAGGAGGAUGCCCAGCUGGAGUCUGCCGAGAGAAAGGAGCACGCGACGGACGGGCAGACCGGCGAGGAGAACGUUCAGAGCGACACAGCGGCCGAGCUGGCAGGAGCCGCGUCCGAAAGAGACCAGUCCAAAGAGGAACACGGGACCGGGUCGGCCGACGCCAGUCAGGCCGAGGGGCACGACUCCACGCUGGUGGCCAGGAUGAGCUCUCGGACGCAGAGACAGAAACCGACACAGAGUUUCAAGCGGAAGCCGGGCCGGGCGGAUAACGAGCGUUCUCUGGGCGACGCCAGCGAGCGUGUGCACAAGCGUUUGCGUACGGUGGAGAGCGCAGAGCUGAGAGAGCAGGAACACGCUCCCGACGACGGCCCGCAGGAGUCGGACACGUACGAGCACGUCAGACACGGGGAGGAGAAGUACGACACGCAGACAUACGACACAGCGAGUGCAGAGCAGCAGAGACCGACUGCCACGAAGCAAGACGACGACGAUGAUGAUGUCGAGGAUGACGUUGCUAUGGAUACAGAGGAGGAGAAAGAGAUGCAGGCAGCGGACACUCUAGAGCUAAAGCCGGAGAAGCUGGACAGCUCCAAAGCCUCCAAAGGUAUGGACAGCGGAGAUCUGGACACCCGGAAGCCUGAUGAGGAAGAAGAAGCGGAGAAACCGGAGACGAAGACGGGUCACGAUGAAGAGCAGAGGAGGGAGAGGAGCAAAGAGUCCACCGUACACACUGUGCCGGAGUUACUGACGGAAGUGCUCAAGCUCCAGGUUAAAGAUCCAGACCUACUAAGAAGAGAUUUAGAGCUGCAGUUGGAAGCGUGGCACAAGCAGACUCCGGGAUCUCCGGAAGAGGAGAGCGCAGCGGCAGCGAUGUGGCAGCAGUAUCAAGCGCUCACCUCGCCUCUGUCGCAGCAGCUGUGCGAGCAGCUUCGCCUCAUCCUGGAGCCCACGCAGGCUGCCAAGCUCAAAGGAGAUUACCGCACGGGAAAGCGGCUGAACAUGCGCAAGGUCAUCCCCUACAUCGCCAGCCAGUUCCGGAAAGACAAGAUCUGGUUGAGGAGGACGAAGCCCAGCAAGAGAGACUAUCAGAUCUGCUUGGCUGUGGACGACUCGUCCAGCAUGGUGGACAAUCACUCCAAACAGUUGGCGUUCGAGUCAGUCUCCGUGAUCGUGAACGCUCUCACCCUGCUGGAGGUGGGACAAGUGGCAGUGUGCAGCUUCGGCGAGAGCGUCCAGCUGCUCCACCCAUUCCAGCAGCAGUUUAACGACCAAUCAGGAGCUCGAAUCCUGCGGCUCUGCCAGUUCCAGCAAAAGAAGACGAGAAUAGCUCAAUUUUUGGAGACUUCAGCCAACAUGUUUGUAGCGGCCAAACAUCAAAAUCCAUGCUCUGCAAAUACAGAGAUGGCGCAGUUGUUGCUGAUCGUCUCCGACGGCAGGGGCUUGUUCCUGGAGGGGAAGGAGAGAGUAGCGGCGGCGGUUCAGGCCGCUCGCAGCGCCAACGUCUUCGUCAUAUUUGUAGUGCUGGAUAACCCCAACUCCAGAGACUCCAUAUUGGAUAUCAAAGUGCCCAUCUUCAAAGGACCGGGCGAACUGCCGGAGAUCCGCUCCUACAUGGACGAGUUCCCGUUUCCGUUCUACGUGAUCCUGCGCGACGUGAACGCCCUGCCUGAGACGCUGAGCGACGCUCUGAGGCAGUGGUUCGAGCUCAUCACUGCCACCGACCGGUAACAAAGCGCCAGGAAGCCACGACUGCACAAAUCCUCUCGGUGCUGCUAGCCUCCCGGACACGGAGACACACACAGAAGGACACACACAUGCGUAUACAAACGCCAGACCGGCUGCUGUACAUGUGCGUUUUCUUUCGUCUUCGCCGUCGUUUUAAUGAAUUGUAGUUUGAUUUGUAGAAAUUGCUGCUCUUGAGUAUUCUUCAAUAGGAUGUUGAAGAGCUUUGGAUUAUAACAGUAUUUUUCUCUUCCAUUUGAAGUAAGAUUUAAAUGAACAUUUCCAACAUACUGAGAGAGAACGUGAGAUGUUUUUAAGCUCGUACAUCCUUGUACACAUCUGGUUUUGAAAGGUGACGACUGUGAAUGGCACUAUAUCGGGGGGGGGGGACAAAACAGAAGUGCAUGUUGGACUUUUUUUGUCACGAUGCGUUUGCAGAAAUCCAGCAAAGAAUUGUGCCUUUCGAAGAACCCCAACCCCAUCUCUGGACAGAACACGUCAGAAGCUCAUGACUCGUGCACACUUUCUAGGAUUCUGGAGAAUGUUUCAGCCAUCAUGAUGUCCAACGCGGUCCGCAUUAAUCUGAGCUACGUGCAUGGACCAUCACCGGCUCUCUCACCAAGCAGACUGAAUUCAAAUACGUGACACCGUUGUUAAUACUUUUUAGGACUUUGUUUCCAUUUACUGUGUGAAUUACGCAUUCAAGCUGGUAAAAUCAAUAAACGUUUCUUCACAUAGAUCAUUCAAAUCAAGAUGGAACUUUGUGUAUGUUUUGGGUCUUUAACAUCCUCUUACAGUUAAUUAUACGUUUAAAGAUUGUGGACUAGUGUUUUCAUGAUGAACUGACUGCGGGACAAGAGAGACGGGACGAGUUAAAGAAACGCGGUUCUUUGAUUUCGUAAACACAAGAAGAUUGUGUAUCGAGAACAAGCUGUCGCUUGUGUUUUUGCUGCAUUUUGUUAAGCGACUAUAAGAAAGAAAGGAAAAAUCAGGGAAGAUGUUUUUUCAGAUAUUUGGCCAGAAUUUCAUUUGAGAGGCAUAUAUAGUAAACAAAUAGCAAAAUUACAGGGUGUCCCAAAAAGUCUCCAUACACAGUCUUCCAAAAAUGUUCAUACUUGGUGUGUAUAUAUUUUUUCCAGAUAGGCUUUAAGAUGAUUCUCACGGCUGGAUCGGGAAGCUGUCGCAAGGUUGCGAUGGACUUUAACAGGAAACAUGACAAGCACAUCACACACACACACACACACACACGGCACUGCUGCCAAACUUAUUAACAAAUUCAAAAAGACUGAGAGAAAGAAACAUUUUGUGGUGCCAUGACCAAAGAUGACUCUUUAAUAAAUAAGUUAUAAUAUAUCGUUUCUGUUCCGAUAAAGCUAUAUUUUAUUCUAUUUUAUCUAAGUGUCUUUAGAAAAUCGUUCUUCAUAUACCCUGAUUCGUAGUUGGAUAUGCAAAUCGUUCGACGACAUCAUCUGGGGACUUCUAUCAACUGUUGGAGCACUUUAUCUACAUUCCCCUGAAAAGAGGGGUCCUGUACACACAAAAAAAGAAAAGAUGGAUGAUGAUAACGUUUAAUGUCCGAAAGACAAUCAUUGUGUUCAAUUACAAUGAAUGUACCCCUCGUUCCCAUCCCAGGAAAUCAACAGUUAUACGGCUAGUGUAUAUCAGAUCAUUUA
Molecule: messenger RNA, 18479 nt
Organism: Ictalurus furcatus (blue catfish)
Lineage: Eukaryota; Metazoa; Chordata; Actinopteri; Siluriformes; Ictaluridae
Gene: mdn1
Product: midasin AAA ATPase 1
Exons: 101
Coding region: 241-16812 (5523 amino acids)
Biological process (GO): ribosomal large subunit assembly; rRNA processing
Cellular component (GO): nucleus; preribosome, large subunit precursor
Molecular function (GO): ATP hydrolysis activity; ATP binding
Source: RefSeq, a predicted model, not a curated record